Biomphalaria glabrata is the source of this 2342-nucleotide messenger RNA. RefSeq lists its product as uncharacterized. Lineage: Eukaryota; Metazoa; Mollusca; Gastropoda; Planorbidae. The record is from RefSeq and is a predicted model, not a curated record. Bases 203 to 997 code for a protein of 264 amino acids. The transcript has 2 exons. Gene Ontology annotation, molecular function: GTP binding.
CACCUCUGUCAGUCAAUUCCCAAGAAAUUCACUAUAUACAUGCAGGAUACAUAACUCGUAGCUUUAGUUCUCUCAUAAGCUUAAGUGCUGGUAUGCGUGUGUGAUGUGAUUUUUUUUAAGUUAACUUUUUCGACACGAUUUCAGUAUGCCCUGACACGCUCUACCAGACCGGUCACACGCCUUUAAACCAGACGUCUAUUUAAUGUCACACAAAAGGAGCCCAAGACACACCAUGAGAACAAUCCUUCUUGUUGGUCGUAGUGGCAACGGUACAACAUCCUGUGUUCAAUCAAUCAACAGAGCAGCUCUACAUGGGAACUCGAUCCUUACUGACAUUAAAGCUGUGGAAUGUUCCGGUGUUUGCGAUACCGGAUCGGACCGCGUAGAAAGUGUCGAAACCGUCACGAACAAAGUCAGAGAAGAAUUGAAGAGACACGACGUUCAGGCCGUCUGCUUUGUGCUGAAAUAUGGCGUCCGGUUCACCAAGCAGGAGAAGGACGCUGUGCAGGAAGUCAGGUCAAUGUUCGGCCUUAACGUCUUCCGCGAGCACGGGAUAAUUAUUAUGACCUACGGAGAUCUUUUUGAGGCGGACUCUGGGGAAGAAGGACUGUCGUUUAUGGACUGGUGCAGAGAACAGAGCGGGGACAUACAAUCUCUUUUUGAAGAGCUAAGCUACAGAGUUGUUCUAUUUAAUAAAAGAGCUCAAGACGCCAGCAAACUACAGCAGCAGCUGGAAGAUUUACAGAGAUGUUUGAGUCAAAUAACAAGACCGUACAACUUUUCUGAUUUCAACCAAGCACUACGAGAACGUGCCCAAAACGAACGAAUCGCCUUGUUCAAGCCCAGACCACGCCGUGACAGCGAUCAAGACAUGCUUGUUCCAGUUAGAAAUAGAAACACGGUCUAUGCAUUCGUGUGUAGAUUUAAAUGGUUAAUAAUUUGCGUAUUUAUUAUUACCGUCUUGGCUCUGUUCUUAUUAAUCUACUUUUUAAAAUAGGCUCUUGUGAAAAUUAUUUGUUCCAUUGUACAUUUUCGUUUGUUUUUGUUUUUUUUAGGAUUUUAUUUUAAGUUAAAACAAACUAUCUGUUAUUGAUCUAUGCUUAUUUCCAAACGCUUUAAAAUUGUGUAAAAAAAUGUCCUUGUGAUCUAUUAAGAUUAAGUUUCUUUAUAGUACUCAGGUACUUUGAUUUCAUUAGAUGACUGAUAGUCCUAUUUGUUUUGUCAAAUUAAAAAUGAUUUUAUUUAUUAGUUAAUUGCUAGGUGUAUAUAAUGUUUAGCCAUUAUUAUUACAUUCUGGCUUGUCUAGUAAAAAGUGAGUACAGGUUAUUUCUCCCACACCCAUUCUCGGAUCAAGUUGAAACUUCGCAAAAUUAUUUAUUGACAUAGACAAGACAUAUAUCAUUAAAAAAGUAACCGAUUAAUUCCUUAUAAUUAAUUAUUUUCUUUGAUAUCAAUAAGGAAACUAAUAAUUCAGUAUUCACAGAGAUGGUGUGGGCCUCACAUAGGGCUAUUAAACAAUUAGGAAAGAAAUAGCGAAACUUGCCCUCAAUUUUAUUGAGAAAUUAACUGAUUUUAAUAAAUGGCGUUAUUUUUGUUUUUCGAAGCAUUUUUUUAAAUUUUUCUAUUUUUUUUUUGCGGGGGGGGGGGACCAAAUUCACUUCGCCAAGGGCCUCAAAUGAUCUAAUAUCAAUAUCCAUAAUCAUACACCCCUCCAUACAAAAAACAUUUCUACUACUUCUAAUUUUAAGAAUGGGUAGAUCAUCUCUUAAAGACAGUUUAUGUGACCUGCUCUCAAAGAAGUUCAAUUUAAUGAAAAAGAUUAUAGCGUCCUUUCUAACUAUUAUUCAUGGUUAAGUUUUUUUGGAUUCUCAAAUCAUAAUUCUGCGAAAGAUUGCUAGGGAAUUUUACUAUUGAAUUGAUCUGGGUAUAAUAGGCUCUAUCGUUAUAAGAUCGUCUGUCAGGAAUAAGUUCUGGUCAGCCUGGGUCUCCUGUUUACUUUAGAGGAGAAGGGGGGCAAUUCGGGUUGUUGAUUCCAAGAUUGUUUUUGUUUUGGAUUGUUUUACUUUGUGAGAUUUUUUUUUUUUGGAAUGGAAUGUAACUGAUAGUAAAACAGUGUAGUUUUUGUUCAUAGUCCAGGACAGUUGGAUUUUAGUUAUAGAGUUAAAGUAUAGACUAUAGACUCUAAUUAUUUCUGUAUAGUUAUUGUUCAGUCUUAGGGGAUAUUGAGCUGUUAUAUUUCAAUUGAUACUGGAUAUUUCAAUUGAUACUGGAUAUUUCAUUUGCCAGAACUGUGCCUGUAUUAUAUGAAAGCAUAUGUAAUAAACAUGUUAUAUGUCCGUGAA